Molecule: messenger RNA, 1679 nt
Organism: Peromyscus eremicus (cactus mouse)
Lineage: Eukaryota; Metazoa; Chordata; Mammalia; Rodentia; Cricetidae
Gene: Fcgrt
Product: Fc gamma receptor and transporter
Exons: 7
Coding region: 285-1484 (399 amino acids)
Biological process (GO): immune response
Cellular component (GO): external side of plasma membrane
Molecular function (GO): beta-2-microglobulin binding
Source: RefSeq, a predicted model, not a curated record
UUGGACGCCCUCAGAGUCCCACAGUUCUGUGCACAGGAUGUAAGUGAAGAACUGGGGGCUCCGGGCACAGGAUCCGCAACUUCAGGCAAAGAGGGAAGCAGGGUUCUGUGAGCAACACAGGCCGAGGCCGGGGAGGAGGCCGGGGAGGAGGCCGAGGCCUGGGUUCCCAGUUCUGUAAUUAAUUAACUAAAGUGGAUCAAAUGAAGAGGUGAAAGUUCACACAGGAGUCGGGCACUCCUGUCAUCUCGGACUGGGUCCCCAUCCCACCACCAGUGUCUGGGUCUAUGCGGAGUCCACAGGGGCCUUGUGAAGAAUCAGCGAGGCGGGGUCCAGAGGAGUCACGUGUCCCUCCCACUUCAGGUCGCCCAGUCAGGAUGGGGAUGCCCCAGGCCUGGGUCCUCAGCCUCUUGCUGGUCCUCCUGCCUCGGACCUGGGGUGCAGAGACCCGUCCCCCACUGCUGUACCACCUUACAGCUGUGUCCAACCCAUCCAAGGGGGUUCCCUCCUUCUGGGCCACGGGCUGGCUGGGGCCUCAGCAGUAUCUGAGCUACAGCAGCCUGCGGCGGGAGGCUGUGCCCUGCGGGGCCUGGAUGUGGGAAAAUCAAAUGUCCUGGUAUUGGGAGAAGGAGACUGUGGACCUGAAAAGCAAAGAACAGCUCUUCUUGGAGGCCAUCAGAACCCUGGAAGACCACCAUAUCGAUGUACUUAAAGGUAACUACACACUGCAGGGCCUGCUGGGCUGCGAACUGGCCCCCGACAAUUCCUCAUUGCCCACGGCUGUGUUCGCCCUCAAUGGCGAGGAGUUCAUGGAGUUCAAUCCAAGAAUUGGCAAUUGGACUGGGGAGUGGCCUGAGACAGAGAUGGUUGGAAAUCUGUGGAUGAAGCAGCCUGAGGUGGCCAGGAAGGAGAGUGAGUUCCUGCUGACUUCCUGUCCUGAGCGGCUGCUAGGCCACCUGGAGAGGGGCCUUCAGUACCUGGAGUGGAAGGAGCCACCCUCCAUGCGCCUGAAGGCCAGUCCUAGCGACUCCGGCUCCUCCAUACUGACGUGUGCUGCCUUCUCCUUCUACCCCCCGGAGCUGAAGCUACGAUUCCUGCGGAACGGGCUGGCCGCAGGCGCUGGGAACAGCAGCAUUGGUCCCAACGGUGAUGGCUCUUUCCACGCCUGGUCACUGCUGGAGGUCAAAAGAGGAGAUGAACACCAUUACCAAUGUCACGUGGAACAUGAGGGUCUGCUACAGCCUCUCACUGUGGACCUAGAUUCACCAGCCAGAUCUUCCGUGCCGGUGGUUGGAAUUAUUCUUGGUUUCUUGGUGAUCAUAGUGGCUGCUGCAGGGGGUGUGCUGCUGUGGAACAGGAUGCGCAGUGGGCUGCCAGCCCCAUGGCUUUCCCUCAGCGGCGAUGACUCAGGUGACCUGCUGCCCGGUGGGAACUUGCCCCCUGAGGCUGACCCUCAGGGUGCAAAUGCCUUUCCAGCCACUUCCUGAUGCCAACUCAGGCCGCCAAUACCCAUUGCGGCAUUUGGUGCUGUGUGACUUCCUGAACUCCUGGCAUCUCUGAGCCUCCUGAGGGAGCCCUGGGCCGGAUGUCCUCCCUUGGACCUCUCCUUUUGUGGCCUGCCUCAGUUUCCCCUUCUAAUGAAUAUGGCUCUUUUCCAUCUCCACAUAAAAUUUGGACCCAAA